Messenger RNA from Orcinus orca (killer whale), 4306 nucleotides. It is a transcript of the gene UBL3, whose product is annotated as ubiquitin like 3. The record is from RefSeq and is a predicted model, not a curated record. Lineage: Eukaryota; Metazoa; Chordata; Mammalia; Artiodactyla; Delphinidae. The coding region runs from base 1082 to 1435 and encodes 117 amino acids. The transcript is spliced from 5 exons. Gene Ontology annotation, molecular function: protein binding.
CGGGGGCGGCGGCUGCGAGGGGGGGGCCGUGCUCUUCCCAUGUCCCCGACUCGCGCUCCGGCAGCUGCCGCCGCCGCCGCCGCCGCCGCCGCCGCCGCCAUGUUGGCUUGAGGGGCGAUGACAGGAGGCGGCUGCGGCGUCGGGUACUGAAAAGUGGAGGAGGAGGAGGAGGAGGAGGAGGAGGAGAAGAGACAGAGCUCUGAGAGGAAGCGGUUCCCGGGCUGAGGAGAGGAAGGACCCGGGCUCUUCCGGGGCCCAGCUGAAGUCGGCGUCGCGGGGAGCUCGCGAGGCCGGGGAGGGGAGGGGAAGGCGGAGCCGGGGGAGGCGGAGGCGAGAGAGGAGCGCCGGGAAGCCGGAGACUAUGUGUCCUGAGACCCGCGGCUGCCCGGAGGCGCCCGCGGCCUGAGCCCCGACGGGCCGUGGGGUCUCCUGCCGGGCCGAGCGCCCCGCUUUCCCCGCUCGCCGCCCCGGCUCUCCGGCCCGGGCUUGCGCUUCGGCUGCCAACGAGUUAAAUGCCCUUGAGCGCGGGUUUCCGCGGCCCGGCUGGCAACGCCGGCCGCGCGAGUUGAGCCGUUUCCCCGCGCCGUCCGCCGGGGGACGCGUCCAUGUGUAGCCACAUAGUUAUCUGUGUACCGCGGCGCCGGGGCAUUCUCCUUCUGCUUAAUGAAGACUCGACUUGGGAGCAAGUGUGAAUCACUGCCGGGCUGGGAAAGGAGGAAGACGAUUUAACCCCCUCCCACCCCGCUCCAUGUCCGUGUGUCACUCGGCUCGGUCCACCUGGCGCGGCCGGUCCUGGGGCUGCUGCUGCUGCUGACGACGACGACGGGGCUGCUACCCCAGGAGUUCCCUCCUGGUCUGGCCACACCGCUCCCGGCGAUUGUUCCUCUUCGCUCGGAACCUCGGCCCGGCCGGCACUUUGGCUCCGAAAGAACUUAUUUUAGGGGGAAGCACACCUCGAACCAGUCAAGAUCGUGAAGGUUGAUUUCUGUAGCUCGAAGAUUUCUCUUUUUUGUUUGUUGUUGUCUCUUUUUGAUUUUUUUUUUUCGGCGUAAACAUCUGGGUAUAUAUAUCAAACGGCAAGAUGUCCAGUAAUGUCCCGGCGGAUAUGAUAAACUUGCGCCUCAUCUUGGUAAGCGGGAAAACAAAAGAGUUCCUGUUUUCUCCUAAUGAUUCUGCUUCUGACAUUGCAAAGCAUGUGUAUGACAAUUGGCCAAUGGACUGGGAAGAAGAGCAGGUCAGCAGUCCAAACAUUCUACGCCUUAUUUAUCAAGGACGAUUUCUACAUGGAAAUGUCACAUUAGGAGCAUUAAAACUUCCUUUUGGCAAAACAACAGUGAUGCACUUGGUGGCCAGAGAGACACUGCCAGAGCCCAACUCUCAAGGUCAGAGGAAUCGCGAAAAGACUGGAGAGAGUAAUUGCUGUGUGAUCCUGUAAACAGUGUCUGCCAGGUGUGGUGUGAUGUAGUCUUUGUCUUUCAUGCUGCUGGGCCAGAGGAGACCCAACGUCGCUUCAGAACCUUUAGGAAGAGUCUGCCUAUAAAUACGUGGACCUGAACUAUCACAUGAACACUGUCAUCUUUUCUCAUGAAAGUAAAAAGAACCAAGAACAUUUUUCACUAUGAUUUUUUAUUUCCAGUAUUUUUGUUUAUGUUGAGCAGUUUUAAAAUGUAUUGAUUUUUGAAUGCAAGUCAAUCUCCAGGGGAAAAGUUAACAAGUUAUCUUUCAUAGCAGAAACGAUUUUGCUGCCACAAAAAUUUUCAUUACCAGAACUAACAAAAUCAAGUGUUCCAAAUACAGUGUGCACUAAAAAAGAUUGACGGUUAUUUUCUUCAUCAGCAGAAUUUAUAACAUGGUUUAUGGUACCUAGAAAUAUACUCAUAUAUACAAUCCACACUGGAAGACACAGCAAUUAAUGAAGUUAAUUACUGGGCUAACAUGAGAGUAAAAAAUGGAAAAGAAACUGAAAUGUUGGGUGAAUGCUACCAAAGUCAGCCGUGGCGGCUGCACUGGCACAGAAUCCUACACUGAGUGCGACUGUUCUCACUGCAACAAGUGAAGAAACAAAACGUGCCUCUUGUUGAAAUUACUCAGCAGAGGGCUGAUGAGACUAGUUGUUUUUCCUUUAACAUGUGCACUCUAGUCAGACAGUGACGGAGGGCUGGUUCACAUAGCACAAGAUGGGUGAGAGCUCGCGUCCUAGCCUUAACGCAGGGGUAAAUUCCAGUCACUCGUAGACCUCCGUGAUUGCACAGAAAUAUUAGAAAACCUCAUUUAUUCAUCACUUUUGUGUAUUUGAAUAUCAGCAAAUUGAAUUUUUCCAUAAUUAUUGCUCAUCUCUGUGUCCAGUGUCACAGUUACUCAUUAGAGACCUCAGAUGAAUUCUUAAAAUUAAAAAAUUCUCCGUAGGACUAAUUUUGUUUCUUUAUGUAGUUUGCAUUGGGUAUUAGUGCUUGCAAUUGUAUUAAAGUCAAAAGCUGAUUUUCAAGGCACACUUGAUUAGGGAUGCCAUUGUUUUGUUUUGUACCAAUAAUUUAAAAAUUGAUAUGCUAAAAACAAUUUGCACAGCACUAAAGCAUGAGCUAGUUUCAUCUAAACCUGUAAAAAAUAUAAAAGAUUUUAUAUUUUUUCACUGGGAAGAAAUUCUUCCUGGAUGAAAUUACAAAUACGUGUAGAAUAUAUUUAAUAAAAAACUUAUAAAAUACCUAACUAUAGAACUUAAAUAUAGAUUGGCGUGUAGUAUAUAGAACAAUGUUCCAUAUAAAUAACUUUAGCCUUUAUAAAAAUGAACUUGCAGGCUGACGUUAUGUUCUGUACUGAAAUGAGUGUCCACGGCCCUUACAAAUAGUAAGUGUAAAUCGUUUCAAACGGUCAGCUUUGUUUAAAGGUAAUCAGGUUAUUUUAUUCAUUGUUAAUGCUUUGACGAAAAGGCUUUAUAUGCAGUAGAUCUACGAAAAUAUUGUUCAUACUGAUCAGAAUUAAAUUUGUAUAGAGCAGAGUUUUAAAAUGAAUGUAAAUAGCACUGAACAUUUUCCUUCUGCAACCUGGACUUAUAGAUCCUUUCUGUAAACUAAAUAAAAAAAAUAUUGUAGUGCAUUUUGGUGGUAAUUUUAAAGGUCUUGAUUAGGUUGAUAAUUGUUUAAGCACUGUCUCAUCCAUGUUAAAAUUGUUCAGUUUUUAUUUCUGAAUCUUUAAAAAAUUUGUUUAAUAUUCUACUGUUAGGUUUGGGACGAAUCCCAAUGUAUCUCUGGUAUUUAACCUGGUUAAUUUGUGCACAGUCACGACAAUGGGUAGAAUUAUGUAGUCCCUGUUAUCACUAAGAUGUUCUAUUCAAGAGAUGUCGAACAUUUAUAUGCUUUGUUGACUAACUCACAUGUGAAUUCUGUUAGUGUGGACUAAAGAAGAAUCUGGUAGUUACUUAAUUGGGCAAUUAAGCCAUUUAUGGCUGUAUUCUUUCCUAAUACAAACUACUGGUAAUUAUUUUUAAUACCUAUUUUAAUUCUAAUUAUUCUUCUGUUUCUCCAAAGUUAAAGACUACAUUUAAUUGUGAUUGAAAUUUUAUGGUUAACCAUAUUCUCUAUUGGUUUUCAAUAUAUCUUUCUGUGUGUUCCCACAUUAUAAAUUUCCCUUCACAAGACCUCAAUUUGGAGUUUGCAAAAUGGAUGAACUGGUUCAUCAGUAGAGAAUUAUGUCUCUCAAUACCUGAUAUCAUUGUUGUGCAAAAUGCAAAGAAGAAUUUGAAAAUUGCAGUAAAAUUACAUACAGGAAACACCAAAAAUGUAGAUGCCUUAAUAGUGUAUACAUGAAGAUACUCAACCAUCCCUUUGAAAAUAGUUCCUUGGACUGCCUGCCGGUUAAAACGGAUCGAUCAUAUCCCAUUGACGGUCCCUCUGCCACAAACAGCUUGCUUGCUGAAGGGCGAGAGCCGCAGAGGUCCAGUCCUGUAAAUAAAACCUGAGCUACGGGCCUGUGACCCUGCCCAGCACUUGGUAUUUAACUCAUGUCUUUCACCUAAAUUGUCCUAGACUUGAAGUAUUCUGGAAAAGGCAAAGCUUUCCUUCUUUAUUAAAACCUCAGCAUGUCUCCUUGAUCUGACUUAUUUGGUUCCUCUUCAAGAUAAGUUGUAUCUUGUCAUGAAAAAUGUAGUAUUUAACAUCAUCACGCACAUUACAUGAGGUUUUCUCAUGACAAACAUCUAUCCUUUGUUUUAUGUCAUCUUGACCAAUGUUACAAUAAUUUCUGUUAGCUGACUGUGGUGAACAAUGUUUAAUGUGAAAAGAAAUUAAAACUUUCUUCAUCUGUUGUAGAA